AGAACGCUGCAGGUCCAGAAAUCUCCUCCCAGCCUGAGGAGGAAGAAAAACACUGCUUGAAUUUAUCGUUUGCCACUUUGCCACCAUGACGUCAGCUCAGGGCUGAGCUCUUUACCUGUGGCUGGGCCCUUAAAUGAGCUGACGCCAGGAGAGAAAGGCACUUUCUCUGGGGCUUAGCAGCGAGUGGCAGCAGCACCACAAGUGGCAAUGAGACGCUCUGUGUUCUUCGCUGUGUGCCUCGGCCUGGUGCUGAGCCUUUUGAAAGAAGCCUCUGCUGAAACACCUGCUGCCACAACAGUGACACCAAGCUCAACAACUACAGAAAAAGGUACUGAUGAUGGACCAGAUGGUGACCCACCAGUGGUGCCAACCACAGAACCUCCAGGAAACAAUACUGAUAAUGAGACAGCUACUGAGCCACCAGUGGUGCCACCAACAGAACCUUCAGGAAACAAUACUGAUAAUGAGACAGCUACUGAGCCACCAGAGGUGCCACCAACAGAACCUUCAGGAAACAAUACUGAUAACGAGACAGCUACUGAGCCACCAGUGGUGCCACCAACAGAACCUUCAGGAAACAAUACUGAUAAUGAGACAGCUACUGAGCCACCAGUGGUGCCACCAACAGAACCUUCAGGAAACAAUACUGAUAAUGAGACAGCUACUGAGCCACCAGAGGUGCCACCAACAGAACCUUCAGGAAACAAUACUGAUAACGAGACAGCUACUGAGCCACCAGUGGUGCCACCAACAGAACCUUCAGGAAACAGUACUGAUAAUGAGACAGCUACUGAGCCACCAGUGGUGCCACCAACAGAAGCUUCAGGAAACAAUACUGAUAAUGAGACAGCUACUGAGCCACCAGUGGUGCCACCAACAGAACCUUCAGGAAACAAUACUGAUAAUGAGACAGCUACUGAGCCACCAGUGGUGCCACCAACAGAACCUUCAGGAAACAGUACUGAUAAUGAGACAGCUACUAAGCCACCAGUGGUGCCACCAACAGAACCUUCAGGAAACAAUACUGAUAAUGAGACAGCUACUGAGCCACCAGUGGUGCCACCAACAGAACCUUCAGGAAACAAUACUGAUAAUGAGACAGCUACUGAGCCACCAGUGGUGCCAUCUUCAGCAGAUUUCUGCCUUGGAGAUCCUUGUGGAACAAGUUUAGCUACGUGUGUUUCCUUACAUAGCAAUUACACCUGCCUGUGCCCAUAUGGAUACUUCUACAGCAAUGAGGAUUGUAAGAAAGGGGACGUAUACCCAUGCUCCAUUGUAGUGAACAUAUCUUACAAUAAAAAUCUUGAAAUUGUAAAUUCCACAGAGUAUCAAGAACUGUACAACGAUGUAUCAGCAUUUUUUAAGGAGGCCUUCAAAAAUCUAUCAGGAUAUGUAGAAACUGUCAUCAAGAAAAUUCAACGUCUAAGCCAGAGUGAAAACAGAAAUUCUGGUCCAGGACUGAAUGUAACAGUGACAAACCUGUUCUCAGACAAAUCAGUUCAAAAUGAAUCUACAGUUAGCGAUGCAAUAAGAGCUGCAAUCAACAAUAGCCACUCCUUUGUCACGUCUUAUCAGGGUAUGUAACUCCUUGCUAGGGAAGCAGCUAAUCAGCAGAAACAGAGAUUUUUAAAACCUGGUUGGAAGAUUUCUGUGGGCAUAGGAGCCCAUCAAAUCAUAAGCCUUGUUGA
Messenger RNA from Melospiza melodia melodia, 1688 nucleotides. It is a transcript of the gene MUC13, whose product is annotated as mucin 13, cell surface associated. Bases 208 to 1584 code for a protein of 458 amino acids. Gene Ontology annotation, biological process: heart development. Lineage: Eukaryota; Metazoa; Chordata; Aves; Passeriformes; Passerellidae. The transcript has 19 exons. The record is from RefSeq and is a predicted model, not a curated record.